Dibothriocephalus latus is the source of this 219-nucleotide messenger RNA. The record is from the annotation of a GenBank genome assembly. NCBI's taxonomy places the organism in Eukaryota, Metazoa, Platyhelminthes, Cestoda, Diphyllobothriidea, Diphyllobothriidae.
AUGGUCGUCAUUCUCACAGCUCUUGUCUUCCUCUGGCCGGAAGAUCCAAAACUGAUGAUCAGCGAACGCAUUCUCACCCUUUACAGCCUCCUUAUGGCUCUACAGUCCCCUCUUACGAAUGAUCUGCCCUACGGCAUCCAGUUUGCCUUCGAACAUCUCGUUUGCUUUAAGCGAAUACAGGUAAGACCACACAGGCUAUAUGGCUACUUUCUGUUAUAA